This is a messenger RNA of Musca vetustissima, 726 nucleotides long. Its product is annotated as transcription factor MafB-like. The transcript has a single exon. The coding region runs from base 1 to 726 and encodes 241 amino acids. The record is from RefSeq and is a predicted model, not a curated record. NCBI's taxonomy places the organism in Eukaryota, Metazoa, Arthropoda, Insecta, Diptera, Muscidae.
AUGAAAUUCUCAAAUGCUUUUAGCCACAUAAUAUUUGUGGUAUUAUGUGGUCUAUUAACGGUUUUAGCAGACUCAGUCGAUACAAGAACACAACCGCAACAACAAGCGUCACAACAGCAUACCCGUCACAAUUCACAACAACAUCAUCAUCAUAAUCACCACCAACACCAUCAGCAUCGGCACAACAGGAAUCACAAUCAUCACCAUCAGCUGCAGCCACAGCCGCAUCAGAGUUUGAAUCAACAGCCCACGGCAAGAUCACAUUCAAGUAAACAACAUCACCUAACAGCAACAUCAGGAGUGACGGUGUUGGGGGCAGCAGCAACUGCAACGGCGUCAGCCUCAUCUUCCACAUCGCCAGCUAUCACCACAUCCACAAAUAACCACAGGCAAUCAAGGAAAUUAGAAACAAAAUCUCAAGUGGAACUAAUCGAUGCUGCCAUGAAUAUACCAAAGAAUUUCAACAACACAAAAUUGAAACGUUUAAAUCAGGAUGACUUCUAUAAUCGGGCGGUGCAGCGUCGUUUCAAUGCCAGGCGUAAUGCCCGCGAUGAAUGGGCCUACAAUACGUACAAUGUACACACGAAUACCUACAAUUCGUUGUUGCCAUCGAAUCAUGCAGCGGGCAAAGGUGAUGAUAAUAGCGAUGAUGUGGAAUUUGUUAGUGCUACCGGUAAGCGUAUUGUGCCAGAUUGGUCCCACGAAGAUGCCUUGGCUAGUCUUUGA